Messenger RNA from Antrostomus carolinensis (chuck-will's-widow), 1616 nucleotides. RefSeq names its product SMAD family member 5 (gene SMAD5). The record is from RefSeq and is a predicted model, not a curated record. The coding region runs from base 204 to 1601 and encodes 465 amino acids. Gene Ontology annotation, biological process: SMAD protein signal transduction; transforming growth factor beta receptor signaling pathway; anatomical structure morphogenesis. NCBI's taxonomy places the organism in Eukaryota, Metazoa, Chordata, Aves, Caprimulgiformes, Caprimulgidae. The transcript is spliced from 7 exons. Gene Ontology annotation, molecular function: I-SMAD binding; DNA-binding transcription factor activity, RNA polymerase II-specific; RNA polymerase II cis-regulatory region sequence-specific DNA binding. Gene Ontology annotation, cellular component: heteromeric SMAD protein complex.
AACUAAAUUGGAGGGAUCGAUCAUUGCUUUUGAUGCCAAGACUUCAUCCCUGACAUCUAUAUGUUCAUUUGUCAGCCUCCAAGAAAUAAUACAGCUCAUCAGUGGCAAUAACUGUUUUGGUAUACGCUGACAUUUAUUUGGAAAAGCAAAUAAAAAACCCCCAACUGACCAAACCCAACAAACCUUUUGAAGACUUGUGUCAAAUGACGUCAAUGGCCAGUUUGUUCUCCUUUACUAGCCCAGCUGUAAAGCGUCUGUUGGGCUGGAAACAAGGAGAUGAAGAAGAAAAAUGGGCAGAAAAAGCUGUUGAUGCUUUGGUUAAAAAGCUGAAAAAGAAAAAAGGUGCUAUGGAAGAACUGGAGAAAGCUUUGAGCAGUCCAGGACAACCCAGCAAGUGUGUUACUAUCCCCCGCUCUUUAGAUGGACGACUUCAGGUUUCUCACAGGAAAGGCCUUCCCCAUGUCAUUUACUGUCGUGUUUGGCGUUGGCCUGAUCUACAAAGCCAUCACGAGCUGAAGCCAUUGGAUAUUUGUGAAUUUCCUUUUGGAUCUAAACAGAAGGAAGUCUGCAUCAAUCCAUACCACUACAAGAGGGUGGAGAGCCCAGUUCUACCUCCAGUGUUAGUGCCUAGACAUAGUGAAUUCAAUCCACAGCACAGUCUACUAGUCCAGUUCAGGAACCUAAGCCACAACGAACCACAUAUGCCACACAACGCGACAUUUCCAGAUUCUUUCCAGCAACCCAACAGCACUCCAUUUUCCAUUUCACCAAACAGUCCCUAUCCACCUUCUCCAGCCAGCAGCACUUACCCAAGCUCCCCAGCUAGCUCUGGACCAUCUAGCCCAUUUCAGCUACCAGCUGAUACUCCACCUCCUGCAUAUAUGCCCCCUGAUGAUCAAAUGGGGCAGGAUAAUUCUCAGUCUAUGGACACAAGCAAUACAAUGAUCCCUCAAAUCAUGCCAAAUAUAUCUACCAGAGAUGUUCAGCCUGUUGCCUAUGAAGAACCCAAACACUGGUGUUCGAUUGUGUAUUACGAAUUAAAUAAUCGUGUUGGGGAGGCUUUUCAUGCAUCUUCUACAAGUGUCUUAGUAGAUGGGUUUACAGAUCCCUCCAAUAAUAAAAACAGGUUCUGCUUAGGUUUGCUCUCGAACGUUAAUCGCAACUCGACAAUUGAGAACACUAGACGACAUAUUGGAAAAGGUGUUCAUCUCUACUAUGUUGGUGGAGAAGUCUAUGCUGAGUGUUUAAGUGAUAGCAGCAUCUUUGUACAGAGCAGGAACUGCAACUACCACCAUGGCUUUCAUCCAACAACUGUAUGCAAGAUUCCUAGUGGAUGCAGCCUGAAAAUUUUUAACAAUCAGGAGUUUGCUCAGCUUUUAGCUCAGUCUGUCAACCACGGAUUUGAAGCAGUCUACGAGCUCACCAAAAUGUGCACCAUUCGAAUGAGUUUUAACAAGGGCUGGGGAGCUGAGUAUCACCGACAAGAUGUCACGAGCACCCCGUGCUGGAUAGAAAUUCAUCUUCAUGGGCCCCUCCAGUGGCUGGAUAAAGUACUUACACAAAUGGGUUCUCCUCUUAAUCCCAUCUCAUCUGUUUCAUAGUGCUGAAAUUCUACC